AAUAACACAUGUGGUCAGAGGUGUUUGAAAAGCUGUAAUUAAAAUGAAGAUGAAAAAAAUGAAGAAGGGAAAACUAGAUUUCUCGUCCAUGAACGUGGAUAAUUUCCUCGAAAAUCUAGAUGUUGCAUCGGACGACGAUGAUCAAGCUUCCGAUGAAGAAGAAUUGCCCGAAUUGAAAGUAGCAUCUCCAAAGAAACCUAAGCAGGAAAAGAAGGUUAAGGAUGUAAAGCCAAAAAAGAAAUCCAAAAAAGCAGAUGUCGAGGAAAUUGUUGAGCCUAAGAUGAGUUUAAAAAAGAAAGGCAAAAAACAAAAGGUUACAGAGAAUGGCGAAAAUAAGAACGAGGAAAAAGUUGAGAAGAAACAAAAGAAAAGUAAGAUAGAAGCAGAAGAAGCUGAUGACGAAUCUGAGAGCGAUGACGAAUUUCAGGAUGAGAAAAAGCACAAAGAAGCCUUGAAACGUCUCAAAAACGUGGAUCCUGAAUUUUACAAUUUUUUGGAGAAAAAUGAUAAGAAACUCCUCAAAUUUGGUGGUGAAUUUGAUGAAGGUGGCUCUGGCGAUGAAGAUUCUGAAAAUGACGAAGAACCGGAUGACAAGGUCCACAAACCAGAGAAAUUGGAAGUGGCUAGUGACGAAAGUGACUUUGAGCAAGAAGAUGACGAGUCACCGUCUCACUCAUCAUCAACGAUUACUUUGAAGAUGUUGAAGAGCUGGGAGGCGUCUUUGAAAGCGGAAAAAAUAGACAUUCAAGUUUUGAAGGACGUUACACAGGCAUUUAAUUCAGCACUGCUAUCAAUUUCCGGGGACAAUACCAAAAAAGGUAAAUUCGUCGUUGAGGGAUCAGCUGUGUUCAAUGGGGUCUUGCAAUUAUGUAUCCUUAACUUGGAGCCUGCUUUGAAGAAAUUCCUGGGAAUUUUGGCUCCCGGAAACAUCAAAUCGAUUCACAAGGCUAAAAAAUUCAAAAAAAUUCAAUCGCUGUUGCGUCUCUAUCUUCUUGACAUUGUAAAUUUGCUAGAAAAUGUCACUUCACACAACAUUUUGACUGUAUUGCUGAAGCAUUUGCACCAAUUGGCAUCCACAUUGCCUGCCUUCCCAUCUAUCACGAAACCAGUCUUGAAACGGUUAGUCAAAUUGUGGAGCGGAUCUGAGGAGACCAUCCGUAUUUUGGCGUUCAUAUGCAUUUUGAGAAUCACCAGAGAGCAGCAACCGACUUACCUGAGCAACGUUCUUAAAGUAAUGUAUUUGUCUUAUGUGCAAAACAGCAAAUUUGUUAGUCCAUCGACACUUCCAAACAUAAAUUUCAUGCGAAGAUCAUUGGCAGAAAUGUUUGCCUUAGAUCUGAAUGUCGCAUACCAACAUGCCUUUUUGUAUAUUCGUCAACUGGCAAUUCACUUGAGAAACGCCGUGGUCCUCAAAAAGAAAGAAAGUCAACAAGCAGUCUACAAUUGGCAGUACAUCAAUUCGCUACGGCUCUGGGUCGAUAUUUUGUCAAUCACAAACAACAAGCCACAACUGCAACCCUUGAUCUAUCCAAUUGUUAGCAUCAUAAUGAGUGUCAUAAAAUUGAUUCCUACUGCGGCAUACUUCCCGCUUCGUUUCCACUGCUGUAGCAUGUUAAUAAACUUGUCGCGCAACACAAGGACCUUCAUCCCACUUUUGCCAUUCAUUCUGGAAACUCUUAGUUCGUCGACGUUCUUAGCGAAACAUAAAAAGUUGUCCAUGAGACCUUUAAAGUUCACAUGCAUCCUUCACUUGUCACAAAGCCAAUGCCAGGAAAAUGCAUUCAAAGACGAAGUCAUUGAACAAGUAUUCGGAUUGACGCUCGAAUACUUGGCCAAUGAAUCCUGUAGCAUUGCGUUCCCAGAUUUAGUCGUUAUGCCACUCAUGAUGCUUCGGCAAUACAUGAAGACCGGAGGUAAUGCCAAGUACAAUAAAAAACUCAAGGAACUAGUUGACAAAAUUGAAGAGAACUCAAAAUUUGUGGAACAAGAACGAACCAAAAUCAAUUUUGGCUUAAAAGAUUAUCAGAUGAUUGCUGGAUGGGAACAGAAUGUCAAGAAUAAGGGAACGCCUUUAUGGAAAUACUAUGAGCAAUGGCUUGCGACAACAACGAAGAAGAAGAGAAAGGAAGCUGCUAAUACCGAUGUUAUCAAUGCUCAUGAUUUGCCGUCAAUAAAGAAGACAGCCAAUAAACGAAAAAAUGAGGAUGGUCCUGUGGAUCUUUUCCCAUCCAGCGACAGUGAAAAUGAGUUAGAAAUUGAAAAAGUUCAAAAGAAGCAGAAGAAAACGAAAAAGAUAAAGAAACAGAAGGUAGCUAGCGAUGAAGUAUCUGAUGCACAAGCGGACAUCGAAGAUGAUACGACAAACAAUGCAGUAGACAUUGUAGAAGAUUUUAAUAUUGAUGAUUGGUACUCAAUGAUGGAACGUACUAACCAAAUCUCCGAAGAUUGUGAUCAAUUAUUGCUGCACGACAAUAGUGAGUCAUACGCUGUGAGCAAUGUGAAUUCCGGAUUCAAUAAAAAUGUCUCUUCGGACGAAGACGAAGAGGUGCUCGACAUAGAAUUAAGAAACAAAGAUUUCACCAAAAGAUACGCUGAAGUGUGUCAGUCAUAUCCAGAAUCUACACCACCUACUAGUAUCAAGAGAUUUUCCGACUUGAAACUGGAAGCUUUCUCGAAUAUCAGACUCUAUAGUACCGACGAUGAAAGACAAUCUCUUAUCCAAGAAGAGGCUCCAGUAGACACAUCAGUAAAAGAUGUGGAACAACGGAACUCAUCGAUGACUGAUACUGGAGAUUUAGCAGAAGACGAAUGCACUUCCAGUGGAUCUGCUUACUCGGAAAGCUCCAGCAGUAGGAUAUGUGAUAUCAGCAUUUUGGAGAGACUUUUGCGGACACAUUCUUUGUGGUUUAUACCGGGUAUCCAAAGAUCAGGCGCUGUGCACCUGCUGCAAGGGAAAGAAGAAGGAACCUUCAUAGUAAGAGGAUCCAGUCAGCAAAACACAAUGGCGAUUUCAGUUCGAUUACCAGCUGAUUUAGGCCCAUAUAUCGAGCAUUAUUUGAUAAUAUCGCAAAACGGUGUUCUUAGUCUCGAGAAUUCACGAGAAAAAUUUGAUUCGAUUCCAGCACUCAUUGCUCACUAUUCAUCUGUCUGUGAAGAGCUUCCUGUGCAACUCUGUCUUCCAAAGUCAAUAAGAGAAAUUAAUAAUAGACAAAAAUUGUCAUCUUUAGCGUUACUUGGACAAGAAUUUUGGCAAAGCAAUAUCGCUAGUCUUAAGAGUGACAACGAAAUUACAUCACCAGAUACUAGCAGUGGCAUCGGUUUAACAAUUUUCAGUUCCAACACAAGCUGUACCAUGGAUCAAAAUGAAUGUUUGUCUCCCUUAUCUGACACAAUUUCUACAAUAAGCAGUUUCUCAUUGAAUAAUACUCAGCAGAUUCUAAGUCCAACGUCCUCAAAUAGUUUCUCUUGUAGUGAUCCAAGUCCGAUAAUCGGAAAAACCAGCACCUUCAAGCUACCAUUGACCCCAAUUGUAAGUGAACCAUUCACUAUUCAGGGCAGAACAUCGAGUGGCUCGAGCGAUUGUAGUCAAACAUCACAAAAACAAAUAAUUAAUCUUGUUCCCACUACAAGACCACAACCUCCAACGACAUUGAAUUUAAAAAGUCCACCAACUCCACCACCUAGACUUUCAAAAAUUUCGAUGACUCCAUCGGAUCACAGCAACUUUAGCGUUACAUUCACGUUCAGUGCCCCUCAACAGCAGCAGCUCGACACUGGAAAAAACAAUCCGUUUCCAUGUGACAUUAAACGCCUAUCUCCGGAGGGCCAGUGUAAUAUAAAAGACAUAUCGAACAGUGAAGAUGAAGUGUUAACCAUUGACAACGAAAAGAGCAUGCUCACCUCUAGCUCUAAAAGAAACCGUAGAAAAGAAUCGAAACAUUAUCAAGAAUCUGAUAUUAUAGAAUCAACAUCGUCAUACUGUCGAAGUGGGUUGUCAGAAAAACAAUCAGAUUAUGAAGACCUUUGGACCCACAAUGACGCAACAUCGAAUGGCCGAUCUCUUUCCAGUUUCAGAGGAACGAUUCCAAAUAAAAUUGAUUUAAAUACUAAUCAAGGGCUCAAACAAAUGGGAUCAUCCUCUACGCUUCUCACACCAAUUAAUGUUCACCCAAACAUCAGCACCAAUCCAUUUCUCAGUAAAUUACAUCAAAGCAGCACCAAUUUAUGCAACGCAAUGGGUCACGAUAAUCGAAUCAAACAAAAUCGGUUCAGUUGGGACCUCUCCUCGAAUAAUACAGCACAAAGCACCAAAAAUAAAGACUGGAUUCCGUUUGAAAAUUCUAAAGAAUUCGAUGAGUUGUGUACUAUGCGCAAAGUGACCGAUGAUACAGUGAAAAGUGCUCAUUUGGAAGGAAAGAGGAGAGGAAUAGCUUUCGAUUCGUGGAUGUCCAAUGACGGUUUGAAAGACAGGGAUCUAAAUAUAUUGGAGCAGCAAUCUAAAUGUUCAAUUAAUCGAAAUAGCAACAUUUUGUUGCACAAACUCAUACUGAAUAAAUUUCCUGACCUUUCUUUCGAACGAACAAUUGUUGGCGAAAUCGACAUCGAAAAUUACCGACAGUCAAAAUACGACAACGUUGACGGAUGUCGAUAUUCGGAUACAACGUAUAGUGAUGGGACCAGGUACAGUGACCCUUGGCACUGGGAAUAUCAAAUUGGCGACACCUCAAGCAUUAGAAGGCCAAUCAAUAAGACUCAAAAAACCGCAACGAUCGCUAGUCGUCAUCGUGUAAGAGAAACACAAAAUAUCUUGAUUUUCGUUUCAAGCGAUUCGUUAGAUCAGGAAAAAAUCUCUUUAAAAUUUGCCAUGAAAUUCUUCAAAAGGUUGUGGCUCGCAAAGUGCGAGAACCCGAAUAAUGGCCGGAAAACGCAGAGAAAUUUUGAGAUUGAUUGUAAAUUCAAGGCAUUUCCGAAUGACCAAACAAAUAAAAGUUGCAAAGCUCAGAUGCUGCAGAAAAACUCGGACAACUUGCAGAAACGUCUGGAAAACUUGCAUGAUCUAUGUCAUACCGAACGAGAAAUUGUGCCGCCAGACGAGUUUUUUACUGCACCAGAAAUAGUCGAGUUGUACAAAGAAGAGAGAAUGUUAUCCACUUGGAUCAUGGUAGAACUGGACUGUGAGGUUGAUGAAAAAAGUUCCGAGAAAAAGAAUGAUAGUCACAAAUCCCUAGUGAUAAUAAAGGGGAAACCAAUAUUCACAACAUACGAUAAAGAGUGCUUUCAAAGGUCUCUAAUGGGACCAAUUUUAGAACCUGUGAUCGUUCCUGUUACUAGGGCAUCCGAAUAUUUGCAUCACAAAAAAGGAUUGAACAUCGAGAAAACUUUUGGAUUGAGUGACAAUGGUAGUCUUUUACUCAAUUUGGAUCACAUUUUCGUCUAUAAAGGCAUCGAAUGUUUCCAUUAUGAGCUCAGUAUAUUUUCCUCUUAUGAAAUUGCUCUAGAAAUCACCGACAAGUACAAAACAAGGAAAAGUCUUUUGAAAAAGAUUUUAGAGUGGAUAAAACACUUUCUAGUUCAUCCACAAAAUCGUACAUCUAACAUAAGUCCUGGCGAAAGCGUAGAGGCAUAUGCAUUAGAACUGGCAAAAAAUUCUUCAUCGACUUUUGCUAAAAAUGUUGAAAAUUUCAUUUGUUGCACUAAAGAAUCACACGAGACAUCUCCACAAGUGGUAAUGCGUAACAUGCGGCAGUUUAUGAGUGGCAUGAAAAACUAUCUUGUAAAACACGGCGAAGGAAACUUUCAGGAGGAGGUACAGCAAGCGUGUUCACGAUUGAAGCCAAAUGAAUUUUUGAAUUUGGACACCAUUCUCGAAAAUGUCAUGCAUAUUUUGGUCGUUUUGCCACUAAAAGAGCAUCUUUACAAACUCUUUGUUGACUUUUACACAAACUCCGGCGACCUGAAACUAUUGAUUGACAACAUUAAGCUUGCAAGUGAAUGUUCACCUGCUGAUUUAGGAAUCGAGGAAUCAAAUAUAACCCUGCCAGAUGGUCCCGAAUUACUAAAUUUAUCCAUGCUCAUUCAUCGGAUGGAGGAGCUUGAACUGCCAUUAGAGAAAUUAAACGUUCUUUUUACCCUGGUAAGCACAAUUUUCAAAUACUCGAAGAACGCAUCGAUGAAUGCCGACGAUUUCUUGCCCACCCUCAUUUACGUCAUCGCCAAAACGGGAUUUGUGUCGAGUGAAAUUGAAGCGGAAUUCAUGUGGGGCUUAAUAAAUCCAACUAUGCAUUCUGGAGAGGCCGGUUAUUUUCUAACCACUGUAUGUAGUGCAGUUCACACGCUGAAAACAUUGUCGCUAGAUGUGAACCACAAGACAAUCCAGACGACAAAUCCUUCUUCAAUUUUGAAAGUUGUGAUUCCAGAUGAGAGUAAUGGGUCCACCCAAACGAGAACAAUCCCAGUGCGACCAAAUACCACAGUACGAGAAAUUUCACGUAUUAUUGCACACAAAGCACAAAUAACAAACUCUCAAGACUAUGGAUUGUUCAAAUUAGUCGGAGGUGAAGAAAUACUCCUCGCGGAUCACGAUUGUCCGCAAGAAGUUUCGGUUCUCACACAGAAAAAGUGUGUAUUCAUUUAUCAUCGUCUCGAUGCAAAAAUUGCUUGGCCAACCCAAUAAUAAGUAUUACCUACAUUUUAUAUAAUAUUUAAACCAUAA
This is a messenger RNA of Culicoides brevitarsis, 6712 nucleotides long. RefSeq lists its product as uncharacterized. The transcript is spliced from 9 exons. Gene Ontology annotation, molecular function: histone binding; transcription corepressor activity. Gene Ontology annotation, biological process: signal transduction; ribosomal large subunit biogenesis; negative regulation of transcription by RNA polymerase II. Gene Ontology annotation, cellular component: Noc2p-Noc3p complex; Noc1p-Noc2p complex; nucleolus. The record is from RefSeq and is a predicted model, not a curated record. Lineage: Eukaryota; Metazoa; Arthropoda; Insecta; Diptera; Ceratopogonidae.